AUGCGUUUCUUUGUCGUUGACUUUCGUGCUCCCACGGCUAUGGCAGAGUUGAAGCAUUUCUCCCACGAAUGUGCGUUGACAUUGCUGGAGACCGUCGGCGACGAUGUCUGCAACAUUUGCUUGAAAGACGGACCUGUCGCGUUCUCCUAUAGCCGUUGCAAUUUUGAUAUAUGUGAAGCUUGCUCUGAACUGCCGGAGAAAGUCUCACAUGAUUUCCACCCUGAGCACCCUUUGGAGUUUUUCCUUCGCCAAUACGACCGGAAACCGGGUCACGUCAUCUGCUCAGGGUGUGGUGACAUGUGUUCUGGAUCCUUUUACGAGUGUAAAGAGUGUGAGAUCUAUCUUGAUCUGGGAUGUGCGCUCAUGGAGAACAUCUUCAGGUGCUGGGAAGCCACGGAAAAGCUCCAUGAAAGCCAUUGCCACUAG
Messenger RNA from Microthlaspi erraticum, 426 nucleotides. NCBI's taxonomy places the organism in Eukaryota, Viridiplantae, Streptophyta, Magnoliopsida, Brassicales, Brassicaceae. The record is from the annotation of a GenBank genome assembly.